GUCAUUCCUCGGCGUUUCGUCGAUCCCUGAAGGAGCCUUCCUUCACCCCGCUCCCUCCUCCCUGACCGUUGGCUACCUGACAGCAGGCAGUGCCGUAUGAAACCGGGCAGGUUCUCUCCUCCUCCCGCUGCGUGAUGAGGCUCCGUUUGGCCGGAGCCGUGCUGCUGGCGGCGGCCGCCUAUUACGUGUACCUGCCGCUACCUAGCGGCGUGAGCGAGCCCUGGAAGCUGAUGCUGCUGGACGCCCUGUUCCGGAGCUUCAUGCAGGCGAGUGAUGCAGCCCACACCCUGGGUGUGUGCCACCGUGUUCACCUGCUGAACCGGGUGGUGUCCUGGGUGGAGGUGAUAGAGGCUCGCUCCUGCUCCGCUGUGAACGUGACUGACUCCACACUGGGAGGUGUCCCCACCCGGGUGUUUCAGCCGAAAGGGGAAAAGAAGCUGAGAAGAGGCGUGAUCUAUUUCCACGGAGGAGGCUGGGCGCUGGGCAGUGCAAAGAUGCGCUCCUAUGACCUUCUUUGUCGGAAAAUGGCAGAAGAUCUGGACGCCGUCAUCAUGUCUGUAGAUUACCGCCUUGCUCCAGAGGCUGUGUUCCCGGAUCAGUACCAUGAUGCUUUGGCAGCAUCGCGGGUCUUCCUAUCUGAUGAGCUUUUGCAGCAGUACGGCAUCGAUCCGGAGAGAGUUUGUGUGUCUGGAGACAGCGCUGGAGGAAACCUGGCUGCUGCUGUGGCUCAGGAGCUAAGUGCAGAUAAAUCUCUGAAAGUGAAAUUCAAAGCGCAGGCAUUGAUCUACCCAGUGCUCCAAGCUCUUGACUUCCACACCUCAUCAUACCAGCAGAACCAGGCCGUACCUAUCCUCUACAGGCCUUAUAUGGCUCGGUUUUGGCUGCAGUACCUGGGUGCUGACUCCUCCCUGGAACCACUCCUGCUGGCCAAUAAUCACAGCUCUCUGGACCAGCCGGCCAUCAGCGCCACAACUCGCUCCAAGCUGAACUGGACCGCUUUGGUGCCGGCCGAGCGCAAGAAGAGCUUCAAACCAGUCGUUAAAGAGAGGGGCUCGCCAGGCGUGAUGAGUGAGGUGCCGGGGCUGAUGGACGUGCGGGCGGCGCCACUGUUAGCAGAGCAGGAGGUUCUGGGUAAAACCCCCAAAGCGUAUGUGAUGACUUGCGAGUUUGAUGUUCUCAGGGAUGACGGCCUGAUGUACGGCAAACGCCUACGGGACGCUGGCGUCGAGGUGACUAGUGACCACUACGAGGACGGUUUCCAUGGCUGCAUGGUGUUUGCUAACCUGCCAAUGAUGUCAAGCGUUGGACAGAGAAGCAUGAUGAACUAUAUCCACUGGCUGGACCAGAACCUAUAAGCAAAGCAGCUGCUUCACAAAAAGCUCUUUGUUGAGCUUUUAUAGAUGGGUAUAAAAAA
Cyprinodon tularosa is the source of this 1414-nucleotide messenger RNA. Its product is annotated as neutral cholesterol ester hydrolase 1-like. Bases 135 to 1355 code for a protein of 406 amino acids. The record is from RefSeq and is a predicted model, not a curated record. NCBI's taxonomy places the organism in Eukaryota, Metazoa, Chordata, Actinopteri, Cyprinodontiformes, Cyprinodontidae. Gene Ontology annotation, molecular function: carboxylic ester hydrolase activity. The transcript is spliced from 5 exons. Gene Ontology annotation, cellular component: membrane.